Jatropha curcas is the source of this 1276-nucleotide messenger RNA. Its product is annotated as phenylcoumaran benzylic ether reductase Pyrc5. The record is from RefSeq and is a predicted model, not a curated record. Gene Ontology annotation, molecular function: oxidoreductase activity. NCBI's taxonomy places the organism in Eukaryota, Viridiplantae, Streptophyta, Magnoliopsida, Malpighiales, Euphorbiaceae.
AACUAACUACGACACAGCAGGAAGGGCAUGAUAGUAAUUUCAAGAUCCGUCUUUUUGCUAUAAAUUUAAUUUCAUUGUCGUUCAAUCAAUCUCCAUCACCUUAUCAUUUUUACUACCGUUUUUAUUUUUCUUCACCGGAGUUUGAUCUAUGGCUGAGAAGAGUAAGAUUCUGUUCAUCGGAGGCACCGGAUAUAUAGGAAAGUAUAUUGUGGAAGCGAGCGCCAAAGCCGGUCACCCUACUUUUGCUCUAGUGAGAGAAUCCAGUCUUUCUGAUCCUGCCAAAGCCAAGAUCAUUGAUCAUUUCAAGAGCCUUGGCGUCAAUUUGGUCAAUGGUGAUCUAAACAAUCACGAGAGUUUGGUGAAGGCGAUAAAACAGGUGGAUGUAGUGAUCUCUACUGUAGGUCAUUUACAGUUGGCUGAUCAAGGCAAGAUCAUCACCGCCAUUAAAGAAGCUGGAAACGUGAAGAGAUUUUUUCCUUCAGAGUUUGGAAAUGAUGUGGACCGUGUCCAUGCUGUUGAGCCAGCAAAAACAGCAUUUGAAACCAAGGCUAAAAUACGCCGGGAAAUUGAGGCUGCAGGAAUUCCUUAUAGCUAUGUCUCAUCCAAUUUUUUCGCAGGAUACUUCCUCCCCUCUCUGAACCAGCCUGGACUUACAGCUCCUCCAAGAGAUAAAGUUGUCAUCCUAGGUGAUGGAAAUCCAAAAGCUGUUUUUAACAAGGAAGAGGAUAUUGGCACCUUCACUAUCAAAGCUGUGGAUGAUCCAAGAACCUUGAACAAAAUCCUCUAUAUCAGACCCCCAAGCAACACCAUCUCAUUUAAUGAACUUGUUUCUCUUUGGGAGAAGAAGAUAGGCAAAACCCUUGAAAGGGUCUACGUUCCAGAGGAGCAACUCUUGAAGAAUAUCCAAGAAAGUGCACCUCCAGUAAAUGUGAUUCUAGCAAUCGGACACUCGGUGUUUGUGAAGGGAGAUCACACCAACUUUGAGAUUGAACCAUCAUUUGGAGUGGAAGCUUCGGCGCUUUACCCUGAUGUGAAAUACACUACCGUGGAUGAGUACCUGAAUCAGUUUGUUUGAUAACACAGGACAUAACUCAUCAUCUUAAUAAACGAUCAGGGAUAAGAUUGGAACUUUAGUUAAAACUAUGUUUAUGUUUUACAUUCAAGUAACUUCCGUUCAUUUACAAAUUUAAAUUGUCUUGGGGAAUGUUGACUUUGUUUACAAAUGAUCAAAAUUUGUAUAAUAAAAAUUGAAAUGAAUUAUAUAUUUUAAGUUAAA